Molecule: messenger RNA, 731 nt
Organism: Gossypium raimondii (Peruvian cotton)
Lineage: Eukaryota; Viridiplantae; Streptophyta; Magnoliopsida; Malvales; Malvaceae
Product: probable calcium-binding protein CML44
Exons: 1
Coding region: 79-675 (198 amino acids)
Molecular function (GO): calcium ion binding
Source: RefSeq, a predicted model, not a curated record
AAAAGCAUUAAUCCGCUUUCUUCUUUAGCCAUUUUCGUAUUCAAAUACAAAGCAACCUCCCCAGCCCCCUUCAUCAUUAUGUUGUCUUCAUCAUCAUCAUCGUAUCUGCAAGAAGCCUUAAUUUGUAAAGCUUCAAGGUUUGAUGUUAAUGGUGAUCAUAUCCUCUUUGGUGGUAAAAUGUCCCCCCUUAGUAAGACCGACUUGCAACGCGUAUUCGAGAAGCUCGACAAGAAUGGAGAUGGCUUCGUUAGUCUGGAGGAGCUGAAUUGGUUGCUCCAGAGAAUCGGGUCUGUCCAAUUCAGCCUUGAAGAAUUGGAGCCCUUAGUGGGAAAACCAUGUUUGAACUUGGAUGAAUUCUUGUUCUUUUAUGAAUCCAUCUCGAACCCACCGGCACAUGGUGGUGACGAAGAGGAGGAGGAGGAGGAGGAAUUGGUCAUUCACGGCGGCGGUGAAGAAGAAGACAGUGACCUUGCGAAGGCUUUCAAAGUGUUUGACUUGAAUGGGGAUGGGUUUAUUUCAUGUGAGGAGCUUGAAUACGUGCUGGAAAGACUGGGUUUGUGGGAUGAAAAGAGUGGAAAAGACUGCAGGAGCAUGAUUUGGUAUUACGACACCAAUUCAGACGGCAUGGUUGAUUUUCAAGAAUUCAAAAACAUGAUGUUACAUUCUAGUUCUUGAGUUAUUCUCAAACAUCCCCAUGUCUGAAUAAAUAAAAAAGUUUGAUUUCAUUACCA